AACUCUUGAUCAGUCACAUUGUGUUAUCAUCCGAUGUGUACCUACGCUCGCCGGCUAGCCAGGUCGAGCCCUAAGGUAGCUAGCCAACCUGCUAUUGUUGGACCUCUCGAACUCUUCCACAGCCUGGUCUGGUUCGGAGCGAAUCAAAGCAGCGGAUUAGUAUAAGCCCCUUCACUUUGGGCCCCUGCGACUCACCUGAACCAAGGCCAGUUCCCAAGACCAGGUAGCCCGAGGACAUGGCCUCGAGGCAUCACGAUAAUGGUCGCACGCUGCUGGUGAGGUCGAGCCAGACGGCCUCCUAGAACCAACAUACAUCCUUUCGCCCACCAACACAGAUAUCAGCCAUCAUGGGGUGAAGCUGGAACUGCCGAUGGCUCUUGUAUAGUUGCCUGCUGGGAGAUAAAUAGGCUCAAGGGGCCUCGUCAGGAUUGAGUCGACAGACACAUCCCAAGUUUACUACAUCCUGUUAUCCUGCGCUUUCUUUCCCAACUUUUCUUCUUUAGCUGCCUUCUCUUCUGUUGUUCUGCACAAUGUCGCAAAGAAACCCCAUGUUCUGGAGGGCCUAUGGCAUCAACGAGUUGGUUAUCAACGAAACGCGUGAUGUCAAUGGACAACCACAGACUACCAGCAAGGAGGAAAACUCUUGGACGUAUACGUUGGUCGCAUCUUCCAUCAACCUCGGUCUCAAGAUUCUCGAGACGCCCCAGGGCCGGGAGGCACUAGAAGACCUAGGCAGACACGUCGUUCAAGGGUGGCAUCAGCUCGGCGUGCACCAGUUCGGAGGCAAUGUCAACCAUAUGCGGGCAUAUGUUGACCACUUCCUCUCCGCGCUGAGGCAAUCGUUCCCAAACACCUUUGUCGCUGACAUUGGCGGACCUGACGUCCUGGCUCAUGCCCAGCGAAUGCCUCCCUCUCCCGUGCCGGGGGCUUCGUGGGACGGGAACCUUUUGGCAUACGAGCCGAAGAAAGCAAUAGGACUAUAUUUCAACUUGCCCAGAGUUGCCGACAUGGUUGGUGCAACUUCAGUCAUCUGGCUGGAUCGUGCGAGGGACGACCAGCGGGCCCGCAGAGAGCGCGCUAGGAUGCUCAACCGGCACAAGGAUUUCCAAUUCAUGUUUGGCGUCUCGACUGCCCACGAGCUCUGUCAUGCCUUUGUGAGCUAUCUCAGCCAGGGCAGUCCGUCAAUGCUCUCCUACACUCCCCCCAACGUAUCAUAUCUCAACUACGGGGUUCAGUACAGUGAUACAAACGCAGAGAAUGGAGAGUCGGGGCGAUGGUUCGAGCGCAGGCUCUUUGGCGGCUCUCUAGAAUUCUACCGUGAUGAUACCGACGACCACGGACAGGUCGGCAUGCUCCACGUCCUUGACCCAAACGCCAAUGCCUUUCGAGUUAACCCUGCUUUCAUAAGACAGGCCGUGGAGGAUCCUACCCGCUUUCAGUUUCCCUUGCCCGUUGUGGGAGCGGGUAUUUCCGAGCGAGAUCGUCAACGCCGAGGAAUGCGAAGCCUUGGGAGCACCUACAGCGGCGGACCUCUACCUGCCGGGCUUAUGUACAUGAGGGCCCGCCGUGUUGGACCCGAGCUGAGCUAUAAUGUCUCGGAAGAGCAGCUGCAGAUUAUCCCAGCCUCGCCAAGGCCUCUGCGAGCGCAGAGGGUUUUCCUAGCCGGCGCCGGCGCAUGCGUGACCACCUUUGAAGCCAUGUAUAGGAUCCAACCCGACAGUCUAACUGCGCUCCCGCUCCAGCAUGAUCUGAUCACGGCCAACACGCAAGGGUGGUGGAACUGGAAAACCUUGGAUGCUAAGAUGAAAUUGGGGUUUGAGAUGAAUUGCAGCGGGAGGGUACUUGUUUUAAAAAACGGGAAGUUGGAUAUCGAGAUUGUGAGGGCACAAUAUCAUGCGUGCGAGCUCUCCUGGCAGCGUUGA
This is a messenger RNA of Fusarium vanettenii 77-13-4, 1922 nucleotides long. RefSeq lists its product as uncharacterized. The record is from RefSeq and is a predicted model, not a curated record. The coding region runs from base 531 to 1922 and encodes 463 amino acids. Lineage: Eukaryota; Fungi; Ascomycota; Sordariomycetes; Hypocreales; Nectriaceae. The transcript is spliced from 6 exons.